This is a messenger RNA of Oppiella nova, 1611 nucleotides long. The record is from the annotation of a GenBank genome assembly. Lineage: Eukaryota; Metazoa; Arthropoda; Arachnida; Sarcoptiformes; Oppiidae.
AUGUGGUCGAAAUCUUCGAGAGCUCCCGAGGAAUAUCCGAAGGACUCAUUGGACAGAUUUGGGGAUGACUUGUGUGGACUCGUGUUGUCUUAUCUGUCACUCGAAGACUGUUUCCGAUUGGAAUGUCUGUCCAAACAGUGGCGAAGAAGUAUUCAUCAGAAGAGACAUAAACUGGUGGUAGGAGUGGACUCAUGGGUGCCAGAGGUUAUCCCAUUGACUGACGACUACCGCGAUGUCGAGCGCAUGGAUUCGCAGACAUUUGAUGCUAUGGUUAAGAAGUUACCAAACAUUACAUCCAUUUAUAUCACAAUACUAUCGGAAGCAACGGAACGGGUGUUUGAAGUACUCAUGAAGUCAUACAAACACUUGAAGACAAUUCACGUCCGCUUUUGGACGGGAAAUGACACACAAUUAGUGGACAGACUGUUGCGGACAUACGGCUCACAAUUGACAUCAAUAGUGAUGACAAGGGAUGCGUUUAAUGUGUAUAAAGAGCACAGCUUAAAGACAUUGCAUAUAAGCAUACAAUUCAUGAACACCGAGGUAUAUAUCGCUGCAAUGAAACUGUUGUGUGAAUUGAAAGCAUUGCGAGAACUGACACUUCGUAUACAUAUGAUCGGUAUGAUUGAAGAUCUCAUACCCGUAAUCGACUAUCACUGCGACGAGUUUGUCAACCAAUGGCCACAACUCAAGAGAUAUCAGUUGACUAUAAUGUACGCAACUAUUCCACAGAUGAGGCGAGUGAUUGAGUCCUUGAAUGAUUUAAAGCGAUUGCAAUAUUUGACUCUAAAUUUUAGCGAUUUAGCCAUAACUCAGAGUUUUUUCGAUGAUAUCGACACACAUUUGCCACGACUUAAGGCAUUCCGAUUGGUCGCUAAACUCGAUAUAAAUGCCUGCAUUACGGCUACUGUGGAAAGGCUGCCAAAAUUGACAAACAUGUCAUCCAAUGGUAAGAAUGGCACUCAAGAGGAAUACCUGAAGAACUCAUUCGACAGAUUCGGUGAUGACUUAUGCGAAGUGUUGUUAUCUUAUCUGCCAUUCGAAGCCUCUAUUCGUUUAGAAUGUGUGUCCAAACAGUGGCGAAGAAGUAUUCAUCAGAAACGAGAUAAACUUGUGAUCAACGCAGUGAUACCAGAGUUGGGACACUUGAAGAACGACUAUAUCGAUGUCGAGGGCAUAGAUAUACAGAAAGUGGAGUCAUUGGUCAAGAAGUUACCAAACAUUACACGCAUUGAGAUAACAGUGAAAUCGGAAGCACCGGAACGGGUGUUUGAGUCCGUGAAUGGUAUGCGAGGCUUACGACGACUGCGGCUUAUAUUCAUACCAUUGCUGCGAACCUACAAUAACAUGGAUUUGUCGCUCAACUCAUUGUCGGCUUUGAAACGAUUACAGCAUUUGUGGAUAGAUUUCGAUGAUUUGGUGGUAAACGAGAGGUUUUUCGAUGAUAUCGACACACAUUUGCCACGACUUCAGUCGUUAAGACUCAGCGCCUACUUCGAGAUGAGCGCCGGUAUUAAGGAAUCGGUGGAACGGCUGCCAAAACUGAUUAAAUAUGAUUUUCACAUCCUAAAAGUGAAUGAGCAAUGUUCUUUUGUCGAUUCUUAUUAUAAC